AUGGCAUACAAGGCCGAAUAUAAGACCACCUUCGAGCCUGGACGUGUCAUUCAGCCUAUCUAUACCGGAGGAAGUGUCGCCCUUAGCCAGGAUGGUCGCAUUCUCGCAUCGUGCUUGGGAGAGGAUGCUCUGCUGAGUGAUCUUGCUACCGGUGAACAUCUGGCUAGAAUCGAAGGUGACGGUGAAUCCAUUACCACUCUUGCCAUGACCCCCGAUGCAAAGUACCUGGUCCUGUGUUCGCGAAACCUUUCCAUGCGCAUCUUCUCCCUGAGGACGUCUCCCACCGCCGAUCGAUCCAUAGAUGCCACUCUCCUCAGAACGCUCAAGCCGCAUACCGCUCCAGUCGUUGUCGCAGCAGUCGAUCCUACCUCUACUCUUCUGGCAACUGGUGGUGCUGAUGGUAUUGUCAAAGUUUGGGAUAUCAAGGGAGGCUUCACAACACACACUUUCCACGGCCACAGCGGCAUCAUCUCUGCCCUUCAUUUCUUCCACGUCGACACAACAGCAUCCCCCACCGAGAACAAGUCGCGCAAGCGAAAGAGCAGGUCAGGUGACGAGGACGCUGCCGAUGCAACCGCUGGUUACCGUCUAGCAUCAGGAGGCGAAGAUGGAAAAGUCAGAAUUUGGGAUCUUCACAAGCGCAAGCCUGUUGCCACUCUGGACUCGCAUGUUUCGGUUGUUCGCAGUCUGGACUUCUCUUCUGAGCGUCAACUUCUUCUGUCUGCCAGUAGAGACAAGACGGUCAUCACCUGGGAUGCAAAGACAUGGCAGUCCAAGUUGACUGCGCCCAUUCUGGAGACUGUCGAAAGAGCAGGCUUCGUCGCAAACGGCGAUUUCUUCUUUACUGGUGGAGAGAAUGCAAGAGUUCGUAUUUGGGACAUGGCAGGCCAUGAGAGGACCGAAGAGCAGGAGCCUGGAGUGGAAACCGAGGCCAUCCUAGACAUUAUCCACCAUUCCGAUCUCCCUUUCUUGCUCUCUGUCCACGUUGAUCAAACACUGGUUCUGCACUCACUGGAGCCACUCAUUCAGACAAAUGUGGAUGUCACAAUCCCUCCGCUCCCCAUCAUCCGCCGCAUCUCCGGUACGCACGACGAGAUUAUCGACAUGGCCUACGUAGGCACAGACAACUCGAUGCUUGCCUUGGCUACCAACUUGGAAGAUAUUCGCCUGAUCACUCUCAACACCGAAAGCAAGAACGAAGGUUCAAGCAUUGCAGAUGCCGCGUACUUUGGUGCCGAUGUAGCUCUUCUCAAGGGUCAUACCGAUAUCAUCAUCACCAUUGACACAGACUGGUCAGGCCACUGGCUCGCAACUGGUGCCAAGGACAACACUGCGAAACUCUGGCGUUUGGAUCCUGCAAACAACUCGUACACUUGCUAUGCUACCUUCACUGGUCAUGCUGAGUCUAUCAGCGCUGUUGCCCUUCCCCAUGCCAUCCCUGUCGUUGGCUCAAAUGCUCACAGCAAGCCCCUUGAGCACCCGCCGACAUACCUCAUUACUGGCAGUCAAGAUAAGACCAUCAAGCGCUGGGAUAUUAGCUCAGGCAAGUCAGGCUUAGAGGCGAAGGCUGUUCGCGCAACCUAUACACGCAAGGCUCAUGACAAGGAUAUCAACGCUAUCGACACGUCUUACGCUCAACAAGGUACUCUCUUCGCUUCAGCUUCUCAGGACCGCACAGUAAAGAUCUGGGACUUGGAGACCGGUGAGUCUGUUGGUGUGCUUCGUGGUCACAAGCGUGGUGUCUGGUCUGUAGCGUUCGCUCCUCCUGGUACACCAGCCAUUGCAGGCGAUUCUGGAUCUAGCAGCGGGACAAGAGGCAUGGCUGUUACUGGAAGUGGUGAUAAGACCGUCAAGAUCUGGAGCUUGAACGACUACUCAUGUCUGAGAACAUUCGAAGGCCAUACCAACAGUAUCCUGAAAGUCAUCUGGCUUCCUGUUUCCAAGAACCCAGGAAAGCGUGGCGAACGUAACUUGCAAGUUGCCAGUGCAGCAGGCGAUGGUCUUGUCAAGGUUUGGGAUGCUCAGAGCGGUGAGUGCGCUGCUACCCUGGACAACCACAUUGACAGAGUCUGGGCUCUGGCUGUCAAGUCUAACCGAUCUGGAACUGCCAAGGCUACCUCGACAGAGGACGAUGAGGAAGCACCUGAACCUCCUGUUGAGCUCAUCUCCGGUUCUGCAGAUGCCACUCUUACGUUCUGGACUGACACCACUUUGAUGACAUCGCAAGCUUCGGCAUCUCGUGCUACGGCUCGUGUGGAGCAAGACCAGGAGUUGCAAAAUCACAUCUACGCCAAGAACUACCGCGAAGCCAUCGUGCUAGCUCUGCAACUCAAUCAUCCUAAGCGCCUACUCGAUCUUUUCACUCGUGUUCUUGAGUCAGAGGACAAGGACGAAGACAGUUUGACUGGUGCGAAGGGCGUUGACGAGGUUUUGGGCUCAUUGUCGGAAGAGCAGCUUUGGAAGCUUCUGCUCAGAUGCCGCGACUGGAACGCCAACGCUCGAACAGCCCAUGUCAGUCAACGCAUCCUCUACACACUCUUCCGCUUGUACCCCAAGGAGAAGUUCGUCCAGCUUAGGCGAAAGAGAGCACCCAAGCCACCCGACAAGGUCAAGAAGAAUGAAAACGUCAAGGAUGUGUUGGAGGGCCUCAAGGCAUAUACUGAACGACAUUACGGACGUCUAGAAAAGAUGGCAGAGGAGAGAUGGGUUUUGCUCUGGACUCUGCAGCAGAUGGAUUCAUGA
Molecule: messenger RNA, 2742 nt
Organism: Aureobasidium melanogenum CBS 110374
Lineage: Eukaryota; Fungi; Ascomycota; Dothideomycetes; Dothideales; Saccotheciaceae
Product: small nucleolar ribonucleoprotein-like protein complex subunit
Exons: 3
Coding region: 1-2742 (913 amino acids)
Biological process (GO): endonucleolytic cleavage to generate mature 5'-end of SSU-rRNA from (SSU-rRNA, 5.8S rRNA, LSU-rRNA); endonucleolytic cleavage in 5'-ETS of tricistronic rRNA transcript (SSU-rRNA, 5.8S rRNA, LSU-rRNA)
Cellular component (GO): nucleolus; 90S preribosome; small-subunit processome
Molecular function (GO): U3 snoRNA binding; protein binding
Source: RefSeq, a predicted model, not a curated record